UAUUCGGCUGGAUGUGUGUUUGUUAAUAGGCAACAGGCGGACGACCAAGACUACGUGGACCCUCCACCUCGAAUGUGCAGCGCAUUGAGUACAGGGUCGGGAAUGCGGCGGAUUUGGUUUCGGCGACGUACCCUGGCGCUGGUGCUGCUUGUAUGCCUGGUGCUGUGCAUGUCCAUCCGUCUGUCCACCAACAACCAGCCGGCAUCCAUAUUAUACCAGAGGUGGUUUGAGAAUCUCCGUCAUUUGUCCGCGAAUAAAACUCGUAUAGAAACUCGACAAAUUGAAAGAGACAUUCAAAAUGGCAAGAGAUUCCCUAAAAUACUCCGCACAGCUAGACAACGAGUUCUUGACGUUAACUGUGCAGCUGUCCUUAUGGGCGAUCUUAAAGAGAUUAAAAGAGGCAGGGCAAUUAUGGACAAAGAUGGGUUCGUGCGUGGUGGCAAUAUAUCAGACAUAUCAUAUAUCAAGCUAACGAAGGACUGUGAUAAGUUCAAAGAAGAUCGUGAUUACAGGAACUAUAUUCUCUCUGCGGAAGAGGAAGAGUUUCCAGUGGCCUACAGCAUACUGCUUUACAAAGAGGUGGAACAAGCAGAACGGCUAAUGCGCGCUCUCUACACGCCGCGGAACGUGUUCUGUCUACACGUGGACAUGGACGCGCCGCCGAAAGUUCACCAGGCCGUCCAGGGCAUAGCUGACUGCUUCCCGAACGUGUUUGUAGUCUCCCGGAAGGAAUACAUGGUAUACGCCGGCUUCACCCGCCUCCAAGCGGAUAUCAACUGUAUGCAAGAUCUCAUACAGAGGAACAGGGAUUGGAAGUAUUUUAUUAACCUCCCUAGUCAGCAGUUCCCGAUUAAAACAAACAAAGAAAUAGUGCAGAUUUUACAAACAUACAACGGUGCUAAUGAUAUAGAAGGCCUUACAGGAAAUAGACGACUAGAGCAUAGAUUCACAUUUAGAUACGUCUAUAAACGAGCUGCAAAGGACCAGAUAAAACCGAAAAUAUAUAAGACAAACUACCAGCGGGUGGAUCCACCGGCGAACGUGACGAUGGUCAAGGGAAGCGCAUACGGCGUGUUUAGCCGGGCAUUCGUGGAAUGGAUGCUCCAGAGUAAGACGGCUCGGGAGCUGCUGGACUGGAUGCGGGACGUGUACAGUCCGGACGAGUAUUACUGGGCCACUCUGCAGUACAACCAGAACCUCGGCACUCCCGGCUCGCACUACUCAGGUAAGCCAGAUAAUAAGCCUUGGUUGGCUGUGCACGCGGCUUGGGGCGGAGUGGACCAGUGCAAAGGCAAGUAUGUGCGAGGCGUGUGCGUGUUUGGGCUCGGGGACCUCGCGGCGCUCGCGCAAAAGCGACACUUGUUCGUAAACAAGUUCUACCUGGAGUACCAGCCGCGUGCGCUCGAGUGCCUAGAGGAAUGGCUGCACAAUCGGACAGCGGAGCCGGCCCACCAACCGCUCAACCUUACAUACUACCGCCAACUACCCUUCAUCAACACUGGCCGCGUAUCCUGAUGUUUCCUGUAUGUGUUUGUUUGGUAUAUAUCAUAUAAUGUGUAUAUACAGCGGUCCCUGUAAGGAGCAUAUGUGAAGCGCCGCUUCCGGUAACAGACUUUUAGUUUGCAAUGUCAAUUGAGGAAAGAACUGAAACGUGUGUUAAUCAGCAGUAAGCGAUAACUACACAUGUUUUGUAGUUCAAUAUGGGGGAGUUAUCUCCCAUGGCACGACCAACGUUUUAAUUAACAUUAAGAAAGGUUUGUUUGUCAUUAUCUCAUCUAUACCCGAGAGCAUUUACACUUGUUGUUAUAUAUGAUCCGUUGAAAUGAUCAUCCCCUGUAAAAUAUCUGUGAAUACUCAAAAUGUUAAGUUUGUCAAUGCCUUUUCGUUUUGUUGUUGCAAAAUAUAGUCUUGUUUUAUUCUGGCCAUAAUAGACGAAAAAUGCUCCACUUUAUGUCCUUUUAAGCAAUUCAUUGUUUUACUUUUUCCAGUUUUCAGAUGUGUUUUUAUUUAAUCGUGUAAAUCGCUUAAUGAUUUUUUUUAAAUGUUUUUGAUAAAUUUGAAUAACAUAAUUAGUUUUACGCAUUACUUUAUACUUUGCCACGCUACUUAUGUUUAUUUACAGAAAAUAAAUUAAGAUAUAGUUUUAAA
Mya arenaria is the source of this 2148-nucleotide messenger RNA. RefSeq names its product beta-1,3-galactosyl-O-glycosyl-glycoprotein beta-1,6-N-acetylglucosaminyltransferase-like. Lineage: Eukaryota; Metazoa; Mollusca; Bivalvia; Myida; Myidae. The transcript has 3 exons. Gene Ontology annotation, molecular function: acetylglucosaminyltransferase activity. Gene Ontology annotation, cellular component: membrane. The record is from RefSeq and is a predicted model, not a curated record. The coding region runs from base 73 to 1515 and encodes 480 amino acids.